Funneliformis caledonium is the source of this 159-nucleotide messenger RNA. Lineage: Eukaryota; Fungi; Glomeromycota; Glomeromycetes; Glomerales; Glomeraceae. The record is from the annotation of a GenBank genome assembly.
AUGAAGGAAAGUAUAGAUGUAGUAAAUAUGAUAUAUAAUAGUAAUAGCAAAUUAAAGGAAAAAUAUCAAAAAGUUAGCAGAAUUAUUGAUGAUGAAAAUAUUGCUAAAAUGUAUUAUAAGUGGAUUCAUGAAAAUGGAAGUUAUACAAUUUCACAUUAA